Messenger RNA from Aspergillus affinis, 507 nucleotides. Its product is annotated as succinate dehydrogenase/fumarate reductase. The transcript has 2 exons. The coding region runs from base 1 to 507 and encodes 168 amino acids. Lineage: Eukaryota; Fungi; Ascomycota; Eurotiomycetes; Eurotiales; Aspergillaceae. The record is from RefSeq and is a predicted model, not a curated record.
AUGUGCUCGUCGUUGGCAGCGGCAACCGCCCAGUCCGAGGCCCAGAAAGUGUUUAUCAUCGACAAAUGCCCCGAAGAAUGGGCCGGCGGAAAUUCUUUUUUCACUGCAGGAGCAUUUCGCACUUCUCACGACGGCCUAGAGGACCUUCUUCCCUUGGUGAACAAUGUUGAUCAGACCACAGCACAGAAGAUUGAAAUGGCUGCCUACACCGAGGCUGACUUCACCGGCGACAUGAACCAGCCAACGGAAUCCGCUUUCAGCUUUCCUUCAACCGUCAAGCCUACGAAGUCAACGGCAAGAUCUUGGUUCUGGGGCAGACUAGCCCUCAAAACCGAAGAUGGGGGCAAAGGACUGAUUCAAGACCAUAUCCAUGCCGCUCAGAAGCAUGGGAUCAGUGUUUUCUAUUCGACCGCGGCACAGCGGCUCAUUCGCGACCAAGCCUCCCGCGCCGUGACAGGAGUCGAGGUCGUACAACCGGGCCAGUCCUGGGUGUGGAAUCUGAUGUGA